Molecule: messenger RNA, 1887 nt
Organism: Chaetomium globosum CBS 148.51
Lineage: Eukaryota; Fungi; Ascomycota; Sordariomycetes; Sordariales; Chaetomiaceae
Exons: 4
Coding region: 1-1887 (628 amino acids)
Biological process (GO): carbohydrate metabolic process
Molecular function (GO): hydrolase activity, hydrolyzing O-glycosyl compounds; carbohydrate binding
Source: RefSeq, a predicted model, not a curated record
AUGAAGUCCUCGUCGCUCUCCCUCACGGCCGCGCUAGCUACCCUAGCCACACGGGCAACGGCUGACAACCCCAUCAUUCAAACGCUCUACACCACCGACCCGGCUCCCCUCGUGUACGAUGACCGUAUCUACCUCUACACGGGCCACGACGAGCCCAACGCGCAGACUUUCCAGAUGAACGACUGGCGCGUCUACUCGUCCUCCGACAUGGUCAACUGGCAGGACCACGGCUCACCCCUGAGCCUCAAAACCUUCAGCUGGGCCACAGCCCAAGCCUGGGCCGGCCAGACCAUCCCGCGCAACGGCAAGUUCUACUGGUACGUCCCGAUGCGCCACACCUCCGGCAGCAUGGCCAUCGGCGUAGCCGUAGGCGACACCCCAACCGGCCCCUUCAAAGACGCCAUCGGCAAGCCCCUCGUCAUGAACAACGGCAUCGACCCCACCGUCUGGAUUGACGACGACGGCCAGGCCUACCUCUACUGGGGCAACCCGGGCCUCUGGUACAUCAAACUCAACCCCGACAUGGUCUCCUACACGGGCAACAUCAACACCGUCACGCUCACGGCCGCCGGCUUCGGCGGCCGCUCCGGCAACGCCCAGCGCCCGACCACCUUCGAAGAAGGCCCCUGGCUGUACAAGCGCAGCGGGAAAUACUACAUGGUGUUCGCGGCGAGCUGUUGUUCCGAGCACCUGGGGUGGUCGACGGGCCCCUCGCCCACGGGGCCCUGGACGUACGGCGGCGUGAUGAUGCCCGCGCAGGGCAGCAGCUUCACCAACCACGCGGGCGUGGUCGACUUCCGCGGGGGUUCGUACCUGUUCUACCAUAAUGGUGCGCUGCCGGGCGGGGGCGGGUAUGACCGGUCCGUGUGUGUGGAGAAGUUUGCGUACGGGACGAAUGGGUCGAUUCCCGUGAUUAACAUGAGCAAGGAGGGCGCGCCGCAGGUGGGGACGUUGGAUCCGUAUGUGCGUCAGGAGGCGGAGACGAUGGCGUGGUCGUCCGGGGUGCAGACUGAGGUGAAAGGCGUUGCGUUUGGGGGAGGGGCUAAGACGUUUACUGCGCGGGUCUCGUCCGGGUCCUCGGGGGGAAAGAUUGAGUUGCGGUUGGGGAGUGCAAGUGGUACGGUUGUUGGGACUUGUAACGUGUCUGGCACGGGUGGCUGGCAGAACUGGGCCAGCGUGGGUUGCAACGUCAGCGGUGCUACGGGUACCCAGGAUGUGUUCUUCCGGUUUACGGGGGGUGGCGGAGAGUUGUUCCGGUUUAACUGGUGGCAGUUUAAACAGCGCCCUGGGCUAAGUGUCCCCGAUGCUGUGACUCUCAAGGACGAAGAGUUGGAGAAUGAGGGCGCCUGGGCUUACUCCCUCGAGCGUCUGCCGGGAAAGAUGUGGGUUCUCGGCGUCGCCGGCAAGGGUGCUGAAGGCCGCAUAGCCAUCAACAGGUCGCUCGGAUGCGUGCUCUCCAAGGGUUGCCUUGCCAACGACAGCGACGAGGCUGUGGCAGCAAAAGUACGGCCGCAUCUUGAGGCCGUACUGGCCAGCCCACUGGACGAGAUCGCGACAUACCGUCCUCUGCUACAAGGGUUCCUGGACAAGCUGGACGACAUCAGCGAGCUGCCGCUUUGGGUCUCGCACUACGACCUCAACGGCGUCAACGUCCUUAUCGACGAGUCCUGUGAAGUGACAGGUUUGAUCGAUUGGGAGUUGUCAACGCCAAAACCCUUUGCCUUCUGGAUGCCGGACGAGUUCGAGGUUGCCGAGCGGGCCUUUUGGGAGGAGUUGUUUGCUGGCAUGCCCCAGGAGACUCGUGCAAUGCUGGAGAAGAAUAUCGAUCUCGUCCAGGACGCCGUUAUUCUCGGCACGCUCUUGGACACCUUUUCUGGGAGGAUGUAA